Kockovaella imperatae is the source of this 2091-nucleotide messenger RNA. Its product is annotated as peptidase, S9A/B/C family, catalytic domain protein. The record is from RefSeq and is a predicted model, not a curated record. The transcript has a single exon. Gene Ontology annotation, molecular function: serine-type endopeptidase activity; oligopeptidase activity. Gene Ontology annotation, cellular component: cytosol. NCBI's taxonomy places the organism in Eukaryota, Fungi, Basidiomycota, Tremellomycetes, Tremellales, Cuniculitremaceae. Gene Ontology annotation, biological process: proteolysis. Bases 1 to 2091 code for a protein of 696 amino acids.
AUGGCCGUCAAUGCCCACUUACCCACGCUGGAGGACCUGGAUCACGAUCCUCGACUGUGGCUUGAAGAGAUCGACGGCGAGCAAGUAUCGGCUUGGACCGAAGAGGAAAAUGCAAGGACAUUGGCCUAUCUGGAUGGUCCUGCGCUGCAGAAAGACGUUGAGAGAAUCAAGGCUGCCUUGAAUCAGCCUGAUCGGAUCCCUCAUGUCCGACGAAGAGGUGAUUAUCUAUACAAUCACUGGACCGACGCAGAGCACAAGAAGGGUCUUUGGAGGAGGACGACGUUGGAUAGUUUUAAAAGCUCAGCGACGGUAUGGGAAACCAUUCUCGACAUUGAUGCACUAGCCAAGGAAGAAGGCAAAGAAUGGGUAUGGGCAGGUGCCGUCAGUUGUCCGCCGCAACAUGAACGAGUCGCUCUCAGGCUCUCACCUGGCGGUGGGGACGCAGUUGUCCUACGCGAAUUCGACAUAACCACCAAGACAUUCGUCAAAAAUGGGUUCGAGCUUCCGGAAAUGAAGACACAGGUCGCUUGGCUGGAUGAAGAUACGCUUACAUUGACGGCGCCAAGCAGUGCCGAGCUAUCUACUAGUUCUGGAUAUGCCAGUGCUGUGAGGCUCUGGAGGCGAGGGACCGAUCCCAACGACGCCCCGAUCAUCUUUGAAGUGGACAAAGAUCAUAUCGCUGCCGGAGUGGCAGUCGACCACUCCGUAUCACCCCCUCGUCUCAUCUUUCACGAUGUGCAAACUUUCUUUAGUAGCACUGUGUCUUUGGGGGAUCAUACUGGUCCAAAACAUCAGAUCGACAUCCCGCGAGAUGCUCACAUAUCUCAAAAGGGAAACUACUUUUUGAUCCGACUACGAACGAAAUGGGACCUGCAUGGCCAGACCUUCAAGCCAGAUACAGUCAUCUCUCUCCGUAUAGAUGAGAUCCUACAAGGAGUCACGGAUCCUACGGUCUUGUUCGAGCCAAGCGAGCGAAAGAUCAGCAGAAGCAUGGAAUUGAUCGACAACCAUGCUGUCUUACUGGUGCUCGACAAUCUCGCCCCCGUUAUCCAAAGCAUUGACCUAGCCGCGACGAGACCCGGUGUCAAACCCGAUGUCAAGACAAUACCGGGGCUAGCGGAUAUCUGUGACAUUGUUGUCGAAGCUCUGGACGACCAUACAGCAAAGAGUGACGGCACAUUGCUCAUCACAUUCGAGAAUCCUAUCACACCUGUCACGCUCUACCUGUCUUCGGUCCAUGACCCCUCUCUCCAGCUCCUUCGUCAAGUGUCUCCCAUGUUUGACGCCAAAGGGCUCGUCACGAAGCGGCUCGAGGCGAUCGCAGACGAUGGCGAAAAGAUCCCAUAUGUCAUCACUGGGCCUUCUACCCCACCCGAUGGCAAGGCGUACGUCCAUCUGACUGGUUAUGGUGGGUUCGGAAUCAAUCCGAUGCCAAUCUAUGACAGUCGGUCAGGUGUCUUAUGGCUGGCUCAAGGUGGGACAUGUGUUCUUGCCGCUCUGCGUGGCGGCGGAGAAUUCGGAACACGCUGGCAUGAAGCUGGCCGUGGCAAGCUCAAGAUUGUUGCCCAGGACGACUUGGCUGCCGUCUCAAAAGAUUUGGUCAAACGCGGAAUUACGACUGUGGAUCGCAUAGCUGGAGAUGGCAAAUCCAACGGCGGGUUACUGAUCGCCAAUAUGAUGACUCGUCAACCGGAUCACUUCAAAACACUCUUGUGCCGAGUACCAUUGGUCGAUAUGUACCGUUACGCUCAGCUCCUCGCGGGCGCCUCGUGGCGUAGCGAGUAUGGAGAUCCGGCGAUUCCUCAGGACUGGGAAUAUCUGCAAAAGAUUUCAGCUUACCACACCUUGGGCAUUAGGAUCGAUUCCAAGAAGUAUCCACCCAUCCUCAUUACGACGAGCCGAAAAGACGAUCGAGUGCAUCCAGGACACGCCAGAAAGUUUGCAGCCAAAUUGAGAGAUUUAGGGUACGACUGUUACUUUUACGAGUUGACAGGAGGUGGACAUGGAGCUGGAGCAGAUGCAGAUGAAGCUGCCUUCUCGUUGGCUCUGGGAAUGUACUUUCUGAAGCGGAACCUCGGUUGGAUCGAGUGA